Messenger RNA from Acaromyces ingoldii, 930 nucleotides. Its product is annotated as rho GDP-dissociation inhibitor. NCBI's taxonomy places the organism in Eukaryota, Fungi, Basidiomycota, Exobasidiomycetes, Exobasidiales, Cryptobasidiaceae. Gene Ontology annotation, molecular function: Rho GDP-dissociation inhibitor activity; protein binding. The transcript is spliced from 7 exons. The record is from RefSeq and is a predicted model, not a curated record. Gene Ontology annotation, biological process: Rho protein signal transduction. The coding region runs from base 88 to 690 and encodes 200 amino acids. Gene Ontology annotation, cellular component: cytosol; cytoplasm; membrane.
UGACGAUCGUUCACCUUAUCUCUGGUUGCCACGCCCCUUGUUUAUCAUUCCUCAUUGGUACAUUUGCGGACAGAUACAAAUUUCACCAUGGCCGAACGAGUCGCAGACGAGGAGCUUCGCCCGACAACUACGGAGGGGUACAAGCCGGGUGAGAAGAAGUCAGUAGCCGAGUACGCGCAGCUCGACGCAGAAGACGAGAGCUUGGCUCGCUGGAAGGCCUCGUUGGGCAUUGGUGCCGAUGCCGGGGCUGGGGAUCCUAGCAAGCCAAAGCUUACGUUGCACUCAAUUUCGCUUGAAUCGGCCACUGCACCUGGUGGAAAGGUGACAAUCACGCUCGAUAACCUCAGCAAGGAGGAGCUAGAGAAUCUCAAGAAGAGCCCAAUCACCGUCAAGGAAGGUGUGGAGUACAACGUCGCUAUCUCGUUCUCCGUCGGAGCAGAGGUCCUCUCCGGGCUCAAGUAUCUGCACGUUGUCAAGCGCGCCGGUGUGACUGUCGACAAGCUCGAGGAGAUGAUUGGCUCGUAUGGUCCCCGUCCAGAAGCAUACGUGAAGCGGUUUGCGACCGAGGAGGCGCCCAGCGGCAUGCUCGCUCGCAGCGGCAGCAACACCGUCCGGUCAAGGGUCAUCGACGACGACGGUAACGUCUACGCUGACUGGACCUGGGUUUUCAAAAUUGCCAAAGACUGGUAAUGGUCUCUUAUAUCGACCGCCGUCCGCCGUAAAACCGUCCAUUGUCCCCUUACCCCGAACAGAUAUCGAGCAUCCCAUUUUUUUCUCUCUCAUAUUACAGUCACACAUCGUCAUCGCCAUCGUCUUCCAUUCACACGUCCCCUCUUGUUCCUUACAUUCCUCGUCCUUUCUCCUCAAUCUCAAGUGGCCGAGACCAUGAUAUUCAGUGAAAGCAAAUCAAAUGCAAAAUGACAAAGGAGG